AAGAACAACAAGAAAGAUAAGUUUGUCAUAAGACUAAUAAAGCCGAUCUUGUUCUCGGUGUAGUCGGUUCGAUUGUCAGGCCGGAAUCGUAUAACGCAGUGCAGAGUUACAAGGUCAGAUAACCAACCAAUCAAAUCCUACAUAAUGACUAUUCAUGCCAACUUAGAAUAAUAUUAUUAAAAACGAAGGGAGAACACUCUGGACGUCUUCAAAUGCAGUGUGUUGGGACUUCUGUGAAAGAAAGAUUUUUAUACGUCUACAACUAAAAAGUGCUGGUACAGACCAUAACCUUCAAUUGAAGAAGAGACACAGAAUACUUUUUUUUUCCCCAUUGAGGACCUGGAUGUGUUUUUUAGACUAUCUCAAGGCGGGGGAGAUAUGUCGAUGCUUCCAACUUUUGGUUUUACUCAAGAGCAAGUGGCAUGUGUGUGCGAAGUCCUCCAGCAAGGAGGUAACAUCGAGCGGCUCGGCCGCUUCCUGUGGUCAUUACCAGCCUGUGAACAUCUGCAUAAAAACGAGAGCGUUCUCAAAGCCAAGGCCGUGGUGGCUUUUCACAGGGGCAACUUCCGCGAACUCUACAAGAUCUUGGAGAGUCACCAGUUCUCUCCGCACAACCACCCCAAACUGCAGCAGCUGUGGUUAAAGGCUCACUACAUCGAAGCCGAAAAGUUGCGGGGGCGGCCGCUGGGGGCCGUGGGUAAAUACCGCGUUCGGCGCAAGUUCCCAUUGCCGCGCUCUAUCUGGGACGGCGAGGAGACAAGCUAUUGCUUCAAGGAGAAAUCGCGCAGCGUCCUGCGGGAAUGGUAUGCACACAACCCGUACCCUUCGCCUCGGGAAAAGAGGGAGCUUGCCGAGGCUACCGGCCUCACCACAACACAGGUCAGCAACUGGUUCAAGAACAGGAGACAGAGGGACCGGGCCGCCGAAGCCAAAGAAAGGUACGAAGAAAACAGCGAGAACUCGAAUUCCAAUGUUUCAGCCGGCGGCCACAACCAAAUGAAUCCUUCAAUGAAUGGGAACAAAAACAUGCUAGCGAGCUCGGACGAGGAAAAGACUCCAUCCCAAACGCCAGAUCACACUUCGAACAGCCCCGCACUGCUAUUGGGAUCUCUGGGCCAAAGCUCCAACUCCAGUCUGCAGCCAUUGCAUUCUCUGGCCGCACCCCCGGGUCCUAGUGCCGUUGCGGUACCCAAUUCAGAUGUUAUACACCAUCAUGCUUUACAGGACUCUAUGCUCAAUCCCAUGUCGUCCAAUUUAGUUGACCUUGGCUCGUAAAAAAAAUACAAAUUUCCUUUUAUCUUCGAACAAGUAAAGACACUCUCAAGAUUAUCCUUUAUAUAUUUUACUUGACAUUUAAGCGAUGUGCAUAAAAAAAAACUAGCGGAUAUUUUGUCAACCAAGGGAAAGAAUGAUGGAUAUAGCAAUUCGAGUUUUAAGGUACUGUAUUAGAUCACAUAAGAGAUUGGUGCAGCAAAGUCUUAAGGUUUGUUUUAUAUAAUGGAUGAUGAUUUGUUUAGACAGACACGUUUUUAUUGUACUGGUCACUAAUUCACGAUCUGGAAUUCUUGCUCCCACUUAAAAUUACACUACAUAUCUAUAUAUCCAGGUUAACAAGAGUGAAUAGGUUUGUAAUCGCGUGCAAAGCGAGCAUUUUAAGUUUUGAUAAAAAUAAUAAAAAAUCACGCUGUAGGAAGAUCAUUUACCUGUAGGUGAAACCUGUACAGAAAGCUGGCUUUCCUGUAGUAGAAUGCGUGGAACGUUUAAUCGCAGCUGUAUUGGACUGAAACAAAUCAGUAAAAAAAUUAAGCAAGCAUUAUGAAUUAUAUCGGUCUACAAGAAGGAAUACUCACGCGCUGGAUAAGAAUUGUUUUAUUACUGUUUAUAUUACGUGACUACAACCUUUGGGGGGGAAAUUCUGCUUAUUUUAUAA
Molecule: messenger RNA, 1930 nt
Organism: Hypanus sabinus (Atlantic stingray)
Lineage: Eukaryota; Metazoa; Chordata; Chondrichthyes; Myliobatiformes; Dasyatidae
Gene: six2a
Product: SIX homeobox 2a
Exons: 3
Coding region: 379-1275 (298 amino acids)
Biological process (GO): regulation of transcription by RNA polymerase II
Cellular component (GO): transcription regulator complex; nucleus
Molecular function (GO): RNA polymerase II cis-regulatory region sequence-specific DNA binding; DNA-binding transcription factor activity, RNA polymerase II-specific
Source: RefSeq, a predicted model, not a curated record